Corylus avellana is the source of this 1455-nucleotide messenger RNA. NCBI's taxonomy places the organism in Eukaryota, Viridiplantae, Streptophyta, Magnoliopsida, Fagales, Betulaceae. The record is from RefSeq and is a predicted model, not a curated record.
CUCACCUUCGCGCACUCUCCUUCACGUUCACCUUCACCUUCUCCUUCACGCACAGCUGCUGAUUCUCCUUCACCUGCACAGCUCAUCUCUCCCUCGGCCGAGCUUCACUCUUCAAGCCCGACGCAGAUGGAUGAAACAAUUCUUUCGACAGUUACGACCACAGUUGCAUCUGUUCUUGCUGUUGGGCUUGUAAUCUUAAAAGAUAUUAGAUCUAGGAGAGUAUUACGAAGGGAACCUCAUGUUAAUCGAGAGUAUGAAAGAGGGAUUUAUAUGGAUAGUAUUCUUUAUGGAAGCAGACAAGAUUGUAUUGACCAAAUAAGAAUGAGUCAUGUAUCUUUCUUUGAAUUAUGUAAAAUUCUUGCUGAGAACAACCUUAUACGUGAGACCAUUCACAUGUCUAUUAAGGAACAGGUGUUGAUAUUUUUACACAUUAUUGGGCAUAAUGUGAGGUUUCGAGUGGUUGGUGGAAGGUUCUAUAGAUCAAUUAGGUCUAUUCAUCGAUAUUUUAAGGUUGUACUUGGAGGAGCCUUGACGCUAUAUAAACAUUUAAUUAAACAACCUGAUAACUCUACUCCGCUGAAAAUAAGGAAUAGCCGAAGGUUUUACCCAUACUUUAAGGAUUGUGUUGGAGCAAUAGAUGGAACUCAUAUUCGGGCAUCUGUUCCAGUUGAAAUCCAAGGAAGGUUUCGUGGUCGAAAAGAUCAAACAACACAAAAUGUGUUAGCUGGCAUUACUUUUGAUGUAAAAUUCACAUAUGUGUUAGCUGGUUGGGAAGGAAGUGCACAUGAUUCUCGUGUUUUAAACGAUGCACUCACUAGGCCAGGGGGAUUCAAAAUUCCUGAAGGUAAGUAUUAUCUUGGUGAUGCUGGUUAUGGAAAUCGAAAUGGAAUUCUCUCCCCCUAUCGUGGUGUUCGGUACCAUUUGAAAGAGUUUAGUGACCAUCCACCUGAAAAUGAAAAAGAAUUAUUCAAUCUUCGUCAUUCGUCCUUAAGAACCACCAUUGAACGAGGAUUUGGAAUUUUGAAGAGGCGUUUCCGUGUGUUGGAUGCAGAACCAUUUUGGUCAUUCGAAACACAAAUGGAAGUAGUUUUAGCAUGUUGUGUCAUUCACAAUCACAUUAUGGGUGUUGAUCCUAAUGAUUCAAUUAUGGAAGAAGCUGUUUGUGAUGUUGAAUCUCAAAAUCAAAGUGGUAGAGUCUACCAAACAAGAAGGGAAGUUCAAGAGGAAAAUAGAGAAUGGACAAUCAAAAGGGAUGUAAUAUGUCAUGCGAUGUGGGAUGAUUAUAAAAAUAGGAAAAAUGUGUAGAUUUCUUUUUUUCUCGUAUGGUUGAUGUUGUAAUGUUUAUUUCUUGAACUAGUCAUGUUUAAAGACAACUACGUUUUUUUAUUUUUAAUAAUUUGAUUGUAUGAUAUACAUUUGAUAUUUAAUCCAACUUAUGAUAUGAGCUUAUUUCUA